AUGGCCACUGGGGGGAAUGGUGAGGGGUUUAUUCCAGAUAUCCCCGGGCUUAAGAGCUUCCCUGGGGAAGUCAUCCACUCAUCAUACUACAAAUUAGGGAAGUUAUAUAUCAAUAAGAAGGUUCUUGUUAUUGGUAGUGGCAACUCUGGCAUGGAGAUUGCACUUGAUCUCUCAAAUUAUGGAGCCCAGACCUCCAUUGUUGUUCGAAGUCCGUUUCAUGUGAUGACAAAGGAGUGGAUAUGGUUAGGGAUGGUUCUUGUAAAAUACCUCCCUAUCAGAUUUGUUGAUAGCCUUCUUCUCAUGCUGAGCAAAUUCAAGUAUGGGGAUUUGUCCAAAUAUGGGAUUGUUAGGCCAAAAUUGGGCCCGCUUUCUCUUAAAGCCGCCACUGGUAUGUCUGCAGUUAUUGAUGUUGGCACCAUAAUAAAGACCAAGAGUGGAGAGAUUCAGGUUCUCAAAGAUCCAUUACACAUUAGACAAGAUGAGGUCACUUUUUCAGAUGGCAAGCUGUAUCAAUUUGAUGCUAUAAUUUUAGCAACAGGAUACAAGACUACCAUAAAAACUUGGUUGAAGGUGGUCGAUGAAAUGACCGAGGUACCCUCACUGGAUGAGGGCCUCAAUCUCAUUCUUGAGCUGCUUGCAGUCUUUGAUGUUGCGACUGAAGUCCUAGUGAAAUUUGCAGAAUUUGCCUUUAUCUCUUUGGCAGCUUCCUUUAUCUUUUGA
Messenger RNA from Phoenix dactylifera (date palm), 720 nucleotides. The record is from RefSeq and is a predicted model, not a curated record. NCBI's taxonomy places the organism in Eukaryota, Viridiplantae, Streptophyta, Magnoliopsida, Arecales, Arecaceae.